GCCUUCAAGAACAUCGCUACAGUGUCAAAGAAGGGCCAAAUCUAUCUGAGAGCGCGAAUACUGUCGUCGUUGGCGCAAGGUAAACUUUCCGAACGUCAACGUGGAGUUCUAGCAUUGAGACGGCAUCUGCACAGAUCGGCUUCGUCCGGAUUCCGCGGACGACUGCCAUGCAUAACGCGCGCACGCGGAACCCACCAUGACGCCGUCCGUCUACACGAUCUGUAAUUCCCAACCCUGUCAGCGGUCGCGCCUGCUUAUACCUCGUGCCCAGGGCGCCUGUAUAGGGAUGCUCACGGUCACUGGCGCUUCCGACCUCCGCCAGGAGAAGUAAGUUUUCAAAAUUGAUGAGUGCACGCUCGACGUCAACGGCUCAGAGGGAAACUUUCUUUGGCCCAAUUUCCCAAUAAUGAUAUAGCAUAUUUGUUCACACUUCAGCGACUAUGCACCUGCCACACUGGACAUCUUUCAAGCUUUUCAAGAGCCACUUCAAACCCGUCGAAGGGAACUUGGCACAGGCUCUUCAGAAUUCCGGUCAUUGUCAAAUGCUGUUCCGACCACAGAAGCCGUCCCGGCUUACAAUUUCAACUACUGCUACAGAGGUGCAGGCUACGAUUGAGGAGGAUAAGCGUAAAACCAGGGAAGAAGAGUCAAUCAUGCAAGCAUAUCAUAUUGCCAGAAUCGCCCGCAGUCGACUGCAGAAGGAAGCCGAACGAAAGGAUCACAACUUGAGGUGCUUAGUCGGGCAUGCAAAUCUCCUGGACGAUCUGGCGGAGACCAUUGAAGAGGUCGACCCCGACUUCGACAUUGAUGAAUUGGAGCCUUACAUCGAAUCGCCAGUCCUUUGUGACAGCGUGACGGCCAAGCCAAUACGUCGCGGCCAGGUCGAUGCCAUCCUACGGAGUAUCGACCUGCCUGAGGAUGCCGACGACGAGAUACUCGACGAUGACGACGAAGACGAGGUCUACGACGAGUCUGAUGACGACCUCGAUGAUCCUCCAACUCCACCAUCGACUCCAGAGCAGGCAGAGUUCGGUGGAAAGCAAGACUACGGCGCCCUCCUGACGGGGCAUGGCCUCAUUUCCAACGUGGAGUUCUCGUUGGAGCCGGACUAUGGUCAGGAGGAUGAGGAGUGUACCGUCGCCGAGCAGUCCUGCAUGGAUUACACUCCACCCAAGACUAUUCGGCGGAUGAAAAGGUUGCCCAUUAUCACCAUCACAGCUCUUGGAGAAGACACUUGAACGCAAAUCAAGUGGCCGCCAUCCAUCGACGGAUGGCGUAUCAACAAUCUCAACUCCUUACUAAGUGGCUCAAUUUGGAUUGAACGCUGGUGAUAUCUCUCCAGGAUGUCGCAUUAUCCGAUUUUCCUUGGAAGCCUGCUGCGCAUGCACCGGUCCAGGUUUACCCGCCGACACACGCCUGACGCAAUAAAUACUGCAGUCGAUAUUCACUGGGAAAGGCCUCUUCUCCAACAGCUCCCGAUCAUGGCGCCUCCAGGUUCGAAGAAGGCAGAGGCUCGAUCCAAGUAUUCUUAUCCCACUCAACGUGUUCCAGCCACUGCAGAAACUCCGCGUCAUUGCCGAUGGGAAAGUACGUCGACGACGAGUCGUCAUAUACCGCAGCCUCUCUCGUCGCUGGCGCUGAUGAAGGCAGUGGAUUUGGGGACAAGAUCUGGUCCAGCACUCUGGACAGAGCUCGGCGACCUUGAUCACAGAUGAAGAAAUUCCCCUCUCCUGGUCCGACUGCCGAAAGUGCGGAGAUGAAGACGCUCAGGUCUUGAAUGGUCUCCGAGCGAGGCAGGAGGUCGGGUGUCCAUUGUCGUGUCCGUUCUUGCGUGAGCAGCUCAACUGCGAGCACACCAGCAGCUGGCAAACCGUGUAAUGCAAGCUAUGAUAUUAUUAGUACUCUUCCACCGAACCUUCUUCACGUGUAGAAAUAAGCUUACCAAAUAAAUCAAAUCUCCCUGAAAAUCUCGAAAGAAUUCCUUCUUCGACUGAGCCAGUAGGACCAUUUUCAACAUCCUUCGGGCGAUCGGAAUAAGUUUCUUGGUGUCAGUGCGCAAUCUACUGACCAUCGCUCGUUGCAACAGAAACUCAGUAUGCGCUAUCCCGGU
This is a messenger RNA of Cercospora beticola, 2110 nucleotides long. RefSeq lists its product as uncharacterized. NCBI's taxonomy places the organism in Eukaryota, Fungi, Ascomycota, Dothideomycetes, Mycosphaerellales, Mycosphaerellaceae. The record is from RefSeq and is a predicted model, not a curated record.